GUUACAUGUCCGUCCUACAUCCAUUCUUUCCUUCCUCGUUCUCUGUGCUCGGGGGUUCUGUUUUCCGGUGGUCUAAGGGUCUGCGAUGAGCCAGUCGUCAACGGUGUUCUAUUCGAUUCUCCUCUUGGACGUACAAUUCAAGCACUUUUUGUGCACGAAGUGAUCUUAUCCGGAAUUGGAUUCGGUAUUCCACUCCAAUUUGGCUCUUGUCGCCGACUUUCGAGUCGAUGUGCAGUUGCUUCUACGCCAUUUAGGUAGGUGACUGUCGUCAAGAUCACCGCAUCUCCUCGGGAUCACGUCACCUCUGUGGGUAAACCUCUUGAUCCCAAGUCCUUUCUGUAAGGGCGAUUUUGUAUAAAUAUUGGCCCAUUUGUACUCUCGAAACACCAGGACCAGACCACAGUCGAUCCAAUCACCAGCAGAUCUCCUCUCGAUCCCUCAAGAGUCAACAAACAUGCAGUACUCUCGCCUCAUCGCUUUCUUCAUCACCCUCUUCACCUUUGGCCUCUUGGUCAGCGGCGCCCCUGUUGAGGAGCGUGAGGUGGACAAGCGCGACGUCAGCGCCCAGGUGCUCUCGACUGUCCAGAACCUGCAGACCCAGGUUGCCGCUGUCGUCAGCCAGCUUUCCGCCCUCGACCCCGCCACUGCUACCCUCGCCGAUGUUGAGCCCCUCGUCGGCCAGGUCGAGAGUCUCGUUUCCGGUACCACCCUUGGCCUGUCUCUCUUGAACGUUCUCAAGCGUGAUGAGAUUGAUGCCCGUCAGCUCGGUGACAUCACCUCCACCAUUGCCUCCGUCCUCAGCGACCUCAUCUCUACUGUGACUGGUGCUCUUAGCGGCUUGACCGGCAUUGCCGGUGUCACUGGCGCGGCUAGUGGCCUGAGCAAUCCUCUCUCCAACAUCCUCACGGUCGUUGAGGGCCUCGUCCCUGGUGUUCUUACCCUCGUUACCGGCCUUCUUACCACCGUCCUCGGCCUCCUUGGCACCCUUGGUCUUACUGGCCUCCUCGGGAUCCUUGCCCUCUAAAUUUCCUUUCCUUCAGUUUGAGAAGUCGACUGUGCUCGUUCUCUAAUCUACACAGGCUCUAUCAUCAAGCUCGAUCCUGGCUAUGUAGAUACAGCUUAGUAGUGCCUCUAAAUGCA
Dacryopinax primogenitus is the source of this 1140-nucleotide messenger RNA. RefSeq lists its product as uncharacterized. NCBI's taxonomy places the organism in Eukaryota, Fungi, Basidiomycota, Dacrymycetes, Dacrymycetales, Dacrymycetaceae. The transcript is spliced from 5 exons. The record is from RefSeq and is a predicted model, not a curated record. Bases 455 to 1024 code for a protein of 189 amino acids.